AUGCAAGAUGUUAGUAUUAGUGAAGAAUUGAGAAGACGUAAAUCUUUCCUUCAAAUAGCAGGUACAGCUUGUAAUAAUUGUCGAAAAACUGGCGAAGAAGCAGGUGUUAAAGGUCUUUUACGUUGUACUCGCUGUAGAAUGUUUUAUUAUUGUUCAAAAGAAUGCCAGAAAAUUGAUUUUAGUUUUCAUAAACGUUUUUGUCAAGCAAUAUCUGAUUUAAGUGAUGUUGAAGAAGCGUGGUAUUCUUGCAAUGGAGAGCAGGAAUCAUGGAAUAAACGUAAGCUUUAUCAGAUGCAACUUUUAUCGGAUAUACUUGAUAGGGAUUUAGAUGAUUAUGAGAGAAAUGCUUGGUUAAAUCAACCAAAAUGUUCAGUUUGUUUUAUUUCUACAAGAGAGACCAAUGAGUCUUUAAUAGCUUGUCCUUCUUGUAAAGUGGUUUUAUGUUGCUCUAAAGAACAUUGGACUGUGUAUAAGCAAAAACAUUCUAAAUUAUGUAAAACUUAUCAAAACAUGGUAGAAUGUGAGAAAAUCCGUUAUUUGAAUGGUGAUAGUGUUUUGUGGGUACCGGAAGAUUGGGAUGAAGAAAGGAAAUUUCCGCCAUUACCAAAAAACUGGAAUGAAUAUCUCCAGUGGAGAAAUGCACCAAAUUCAUCAGAUAAGAAUUCAUAUAGUCGUGUUGUAACCAACUCGCUUUCAAUGCCGCUUACAAUUCUUUCAGCAUUUGAAAGAUUUUAUAAUCGUGAUCAAUUGAUCUCUUUUGAAGAGUUAUCAAUUCAUGUUAUUGGAGCAAAUUUUACAGAAGUUGUGGCAUUAAUGACUUUUGAGGAAAUAAUGCAUGUAUUACCAAACAUCAAAAUUUUACAUAUUGUGUUGAUUGGCACAGAACUUCAAAUGAAUAAGGAUAACACGGAUUUAACAUGUUGCCCAAAAUGUACUGAUUCUAAUAGGAAGCGGUUAUGUUCCAUGAAAUCAAUACUAUAUCAUGAUUAUGUUGGAUCAUCUGAUUAUGCUAUACCAAAUUUGGGGGUAGCAUUUAACACAGGACUUCAUGAGGAAGAUACUGAUCUCUGGAAACCAACAAUUGAAUGUUUAUUGGAAAAAAAUUUACCUUGUGUUUUUACUUCAUAUUCUAAGGAAGAAGCGUCAGAAGAUAUUAAAGUCUUAAAAAGUUUAGGAGCAAAGAUAAUUUCUGGAGCAAAGGAAAAUAAAUGGAGAAGUACAAUGCCAAUAGUUGAACCUAAUGUCCUAGAUAAAUUCUUUUAUAAUAAUUUUUAUAGAACUUUUUUUCAAGGCAAAAUGGUAGACAAUCAAUAA
Molecule: messenger RNA, 1314 nt
Organism: Entrophospora sp. SA101
Lineage: Eukaryota; Fungi; Glomeromycota; Glomeromycetes; Entrophosporales; Entrophosporaceae
Source: the annotation of a GenBank genome assembly